CCGGUCGUAGGUCGCGUGCGGGCGUUCCAGUUAGUAACAAUAAUAUUCUCGGGGGUAGCACGCACCGUGGCGCAGCACACAACACUAUAUUGUAACGGACGUUUUUCGCAUUUUUUUCUUUUAUCAUAUUUUGAAUUCGUGUCCCGUUUUUCUAAAACGUAUCUCUUCGUCGGGUUCCUUUCCAACACAGUAUCACCCACCGCAACGUGAUAAGACACGCGGACGCAAUAAUCGUAGGUACGAUUAUAGACCACGCACCGACUUACUCAUUUGCAGGACAUUCGUCCCGGGAACGUUGCAGUAUCGUCAUUAUAUAUUAUCAAACAACGUUUAGCGCGAGUCCGGAAGAAGAUAGCGUUUGGACAGCGGUGGUCCGAAUCAAAUGAUUGUUUCAAGGUCCAGUUCGUAUACCAAAUGAAGGGUUCUCUGCAACAACCAGGCAAUUCCACUUUUCUCGGAAAUCAUUUUUUGAUUGUUUCGAAUACGCGAUAUCAUCACGGUUAAUACUCUUCAAAAACAAGUAAAACAUGUUGGAUAUCAAGAGGUCGACUUCCAUGCUUACAGCACCAGCAAACUCGGAACCAGACACGGAUCUGACCAGUCUGAACUGGUUGCACAGUUUGACGAACAUACUUUCUGUGCCAUCUCUGCCUACGCCUCCUGAUUCGCCUAAUUCACCCACUCGUUCAGCAGAUCAGAACCCAAAAAAACUUCCACACAAAAUCCGUUUCCAAAUGAGUUUGGAAAGUGCUGAACAAUACAAAAACAAUGGAGACAAAAAACCACCAUUUUCAUACUCUACGUUGAUUUGUAUGGCCAUGAAAGCUAAAGGAAAUAAAGUUACUUUAAGUUCUAUUUAUGGUUGGAUCAGGGAAAAUUUUUUGUACUACCGAAACGCCGAUCCUAGUUGGAAAAAUUCAAUCAGACACAAUUUAUCGUUAAACAAAUUCUUCGUGAAAGUGCCACGAUCUAAAGAUGAACCAGGUAAAGGAGGAUUUUGGAAGUUUGAUGUCGAUUGCUUAGAAGGUGGUGCUCGACGUAAACGAACAAGUAGCCGGAGGCGGGCGAGUCGGAUGCAACAAAAGAACAACGUGACCAAAGGCCACGGCCACGGAGAGAUGACCGUCGAGGACGAAAAAGCGCUCCAGUUGGCCGUCAUGUCGCUGCAGGAAGAGGAGCAACGACAUAUGGACAACAAUUUGGACGGUUUCCACCAGCAGCCGAUGAUACUUCCUGUCGACGAGCCGAUGGGCGAACCCGAGUUGAUCUACAGCUGUUCGAUAAACGCAGCCACCGUGGAUCCGUUCAUGUCUUCUGUAGUCGAUUACACGAUAAUUGACAUACCCAACGACCAUCAUCAGCCACAAAUCGCCACGGACGACGAGCUAACCAUGCUCACGAACUUGACGUGGGACGAUUCGCAAAUGGACCUGCUCGAUUCGUUGCUAGACUCGUUGUAGACCGGUUUUAAUAAUAAUUUAUUAUAUUAUUAAUAUUGUGCAGUUGGUAUGCGUUAUCGGAUCCUAUAUUAUACUAUAUCGUUGGCAUUAUUAUACAUAAUAUUAUUAUUGUGUUGUAAUGCCAAAUCCAUUCCAACAUUCCGUUUCGAGUGUUUUGACGUGUCAAAGUGAAACUAGUCUUUUUAUUUUUUAUUUUUUAUUACUAUACUUAAUUUAACUUAGAACGAAACGGUGAGAUCGAAAUUGUGAUACAAACUGUUUGGAUAGAGCUUGAUAACUAUUAGUGUAUACUUAGAUUUAAUUACCCACUACCGUAGGUAAGUCACUAAAGACGUAGCUACCUAUCUUACCAGUUUGCAACACAGAUACUUUCCGUUUCACCCUGUAUCGCUAACGGGAAUACAAACGACUUGUAUAGAAAAGUCA
Messenger RNA from Acyrthosiphon pisum (pea aphid), 1886 nucleotides. Its product is annotated as forkhead box protein J1.2-like. NCBI's taxonomy places the organism in Eukaryota, Metazoa, Arthropoda, Insecta, Hemiptera, Aphididae. Gene Ontology annotation, biological process: regulation of transcription by RNA polymerase II. The transcript is spliced from 6 exons. The coding region runs from base 528 to 1460 and encodes 310 amino acids. The record is from RefSeq and is a predicted model, not a curated record. Gene Ontology annotation, molecular function: RNA polymerase II cis-regulatory region sequence-specific DNA binding; DNA-binding transcription factor activity, RNA polymerase II-specific.